Messenger RNA from Tremella mesenterica DSM 1558, 1602 nucleotides. RefSeq lists its product as uncharacterized. NCBI's taxonomy places the organism in Eukaryota, Fungi, Basidiomycota, Tremellomycetes, Tremellales, Tremellaceae. The record is from RefSeq and is a predicted model, not a curated record. Bases 1 to 1602 code for a protein of 533 amino acids. Gene Ontology annotation, molecular function: histone binding. The transcript has 7 exons. Gene Ontology annotation, cellular component: Set1C/COMPASS complex.
AUGGGAAAAUUCAAGUUGUUGUCAAAGGGUCAAAGAUUUGCUUUUUUGUCAACUCUCGUACCGGAGUUGUUAUUACCCGAAGCUUUGGUAGUGGCAAGGAGGAUUGAUCCGAGAUUGAAGAGAGACUUUUUGAAGGAUCUGCCAUUGGAAUUGUCGUUGCAUUGCCUGUCUUUCGUCGAAGAUGCUCGUACUCUUGCCCGUGCCUCUCAAGUAUCCCAAUACUGGUACGCCCUUCUACAAGACGAAACGACAUGGAAACAUAUGUGCACUCGCACUCGAUUCUUCCCUCUCGUCUCACCUUUCCCCUCUCACUCAUCACACUCUCGCACUUCUCGUCGAUUCGAUAAUCCUUUCGUGUCCAGAGUCCCACAUUCCAAUUUGAGAUUGCAGAUGGGAAGAGUGUCUUUGAACCCCUUGGCCCAGAAUUUCAUUACGACUCCUAGGUUUGCGCGUUUAGCAGAGUUAGGAUCUGUUAGACCAAUGUCACCUCCUACGACUCCAAGGAGUUUCAAACAGCAGUUCAAGGACGCUUACCUCACAGAAUCCAACUGGUUGACCGGCGGGCAAUUGAUCGCAUCUCACAAACACACCGACGACGGUGUAGUCACUUCUCUAGCUAUCGAUGACACCUUCAUCGUUGUCGGUAUGGCGAACAGUCAAAUAGAAGUAUACGAUUCUCGUACGGGUGCAUGGCUCAACAGUCUCAAAGGACACGAAGCAGGUGUUUGGGCUUUAAUUGAUCUUUGCGGUGCGGCUAUGGGAUAUGGAUCUGAUAAACAUUUGGUGGUUUCUGGAGGAUGUGAUAGGAAUGUCAGAGUUUGGGAUGCGAACACAGGACAAUGCCUUCAUGUUCUCCGAGGUCAUUCUUCCACUGUUCGAUGUCUCAAAGUCAUUGACGGCAAACCAUUGGCCAUCACCGGUUCACGCGAUUGGACACUGCGGGUGUGGGAUAUAGAACGUGGCAGAUGUGUACAUAUCUUGCAAGGGCAUCAACAGAGUGUGAGAUGUGUUGAGGUAGCUGGGAAUAUAGCUGCAACGGGGUCCUAUGAUUUUACCUGUCGAUUAUGGAAUGUCGAGACGGGACAAUGUCUUCGAGUUCUCGUAGGACAUUAUCACCAAAUCUACGCCAUUGCCUUUGACGGGGAAAGAGUCGUCACUGGUAGUUUGGAUUCGACCGUUAGGGUAUGGGAUGCGGCUACUGGAACAUGCAUGGCCCUACUACAAGGUCAUACCUCCCUCGUCGGUCAAUUACAACUCACCUCUGAUACACUAGUCACCGGUGGUUCCGACGGUCGUGUGAUCAUAUUCGACCUCACAACCCUCACUUGUCUUCACCGUCUUUGCGCACAUGACAAUUCCGUCACUUGUCUUCAAUUCGAUGAUCGUUAUAUCAUUUCAGGCGGUAAUGAUGGUCGUGUCAAAUUAUGGGAUAUGAGAACUGGAGCUUUUAUCCGUGAACUCACAAGAAGAUGUGAUGCGGUUUGGAGAGUUAAUUUUAGGGAUGAUAGAUGUGUCAUCUUGUUACAAAGAGGUGGAAGGACUGUAUUGGAGGUUUUAAGUUUUAGGGCGGGUGAGAAAGGUGGAGAGAGGAUUACGACUUGA